AUGGACAAAGAAACUUUGGAUGAAUUAUGGACAAAUUUAGGAGCACAAUUGGAAGGAACCUCAAAUUUGAUCCAGGAAACCAAUGUGGUAUUAAAUCAAAUUUCCGAAGCAACACUGCAUAACACCAAUCAAAUUUCGGAGCUAAAUUUUUGGGCAAAUUAUUUAGAACAAGCAAGAACUUGGAACUUUAUAAAAAAAGACUUAAUUGAAAACUAUUUAUCAACUUCUCAAUUAACAAUAGCAAAAGAUCGUUUUGUUAACAGACGACAAAAAGAUGAUGAAACUUUCUCAUCAUUUAUUACUGAUAUUACAAAAUACGCAAAACUUUUACAACCUGAAUCUACUGAUUCUAUUUUAACAAAAACACCGGGACGUGCGCGUAAUUUUGAAUACACUAUAUUUAUUAAAGACAAUGAACCAAUUCAUAAGACUCCGUAUUAUCUACCACCUGAUAAAGAAAUAUUACUUAAAAAUCAUAUUAAUGAACUGAAUAUUCAAGAACAUCAUAAACAUUUACAAAUAGUACUAGCGCGUUUUAAAAAACUUAAUCUAACUAUUAAUCCUAAUAAAGCAAAAUUUUUUAUGCAACGUUUGAAAAUCUUAGGACACGUAAUUUCUUCCGAAGGUAGGAUACCUAAUCCUGAAAAAGUAGAAGCAAUUAGAACUAUGCCUAUUCCUAAAAACCUUAAGGAAUUACAAUCAUUUCUUGGAAUGGCAGCCUUCUUCGCUAGAUAUAUACAGAAUUUUAGUACUAUAGUGGCACCUUUAAAUGCCUUAAAAAAGAAAGAUGCUAAAUUCAUUAUAACGCAAACACAUGUGGAUGCUAUUAAUAAACUUAAAACAGUGCUCACUACGGCACCAAUUUUACGAUUUCCUAUUUUUGAUGACAAACAUCCUUUCAUAGUAACUACAGAUGCAAGUUCUAUAGGUGUAGGUGCUUGUCUAAUGCAAAAAUUUGAAAACAAACUACAUCCAAUUGAAUACCGUUCGCGAAAACUUAAUCCAGCAGAAUCAAAAUACCCAGUAUACCAACUGGAAUUAUUGGCUGUUUUACAUGCAUUAAAUACAUUUAAAGACUACCUUUUAGAUCGAAAAUUUAUAUUACGUACUGAUUGCAACGCUUUGGUGUAUUUAUUUAAUACACCACAACGUUUUAAUAAACUUUCCAGAUGGUUAUUAACUAUCUCGAAAUUUAAUUUUACAACAGAACAUAUUAGAGGCACAGAAAAUGUAGUAGCCGAUUGUUUAACUUCACCAGCAGCAGUUUUUUUGGGGCGAACUUGGAAUCAACCAUUGGAUUUAUUACUGAAUACCACCGAUAUUUUGGCUAUGGAAAAACCUCCUAGUGUGGAUAUGAUCCAGCAGGCACUGCAUAAAGCUACUGUAAUGCGAAAAGCACGACAACAUCAAGCUCCAACUGAUGUUAAAUUCCACGUUAAUCAACUUGUACGGGUUAGACUAACACCUACAGCAUCAAACAUCAACGAAGACAGAAAAUUUUCACCUCGAUUCAGCGAUGUUAAAAGAAUCGUCCGUUUUACAACUCCAGUUAGUGUAGAAUUAAUUGAUCCAAAAACUAACGAAUUAACUAGAACACAUGUCACACACUUGAAACGUGCUGAAGUGCUAUAA
Chrysoperla carnea is the source of this 1632-nucleotide messenger RNA. RefSeq lists its product as uncharacterized. The transcript is spliced from 5 exons. Lineage: Eukaryota; Metazoa; Arthropoda; Insecta; Neuroptera; Chrysopidae. The coding region runs from base 1 to 1632 and encodes 543 amino acids. The record is from RefSeq and is a predicted model, not a curated record.